Poeciliopsis prolifica (blackstripe livebearer) is the source of this 1185-nucleotide messenger RNA. It is a transcript of the gene sim2, whose product is annotated as SIM bHLH transcription factor 2. NCBI's taxonomy places the organism in Eukaryota, Metazoa, Chordata, Actinopteri, Cyprinodontiformes, Poeciliidae. The coding region runs from base 1 to 1185 and encodes 394 amino acids. Gene Ontology annotation, biological process: regulation of transcription by RNA polymerase II. Gene Ontology annotation, molecular function: DNA-binding transcription factor activity, RNA polymerase II-specific; protein dimerization activity; RNA polymerase II transcription regulatory region sequence-specific DNA binding. The record is from RefSeq and is a predicted model, not a curated record. Gene Ontology annotation, cellular component: nucleus; cytoplasm; transcription regulator complex. The transcript is spliced from 10 exons.
AUGAAAGAAAAAUCUAAAAACGCUGCAAAGACGCGGAGAGAAAGAGAGAAUAGGGAGUUUUAUGAGCUGGCAAAACUGCUUCCCCUGCCGGCAGCCAUCACCUCCCAGCUGGACAAGGCCUCCAUUAUCCGGCUGACAAGCAGCUACCUGAGGAUGAGAGCUUUCUUCACAGACGGUAUCGGUGGAUGGAAUAAUUUGCCAAGUUUGGGUCUGAAAGUCUUGACCAAAGACAUGAGCUCCCACCUUUUACAAACUCUAGAUGGCUUUCUGUUUGUUGUUGCUUCGGAUGGGAAAAUCAUAUACAUCUCCGAAACAGCAUCUGUCCACCUUGGCUUGUCCCAGGUUGAGCUAACAGGAAACAGUAUAUUUGAAUACAUCCAUCCAUCAGAUCAUGACGAGAUGACGACAGUACUAAGUUUUCAACAGCCACCUCACCAUCACUUCUGUCCAGAAUACGAAGUUGAACGAUCCUUCUUUUUGAGGAUGAAAUGUGUCCUUGCUAAAAGGAAUGCAGGAUUGACAUGUGGGGGCUAUAAGGUGAUCCAUUGCAGUGGCUACCUAAAACUCAGUCUACACAGGACUGAGAUGACGUUGUAUGAAUACUGUUAUCAGAUUGUGGGUUUGGUGGGAGUUGGUCAUUCCCUGCCCCCCAGUGGGAUCACUGAGGUCAAACUUCACAGCAACAUGUUUAUGUUUCGGGCAAACCUGGAUUUAAAACUCAUCUUUUUGGACAUGAGCGUUGCUGAGCUGACAGGCUUUGAGCCUCAAGAUCUGAUUGAGAAAACCCUCUACCACCAUGUUCACACAUGUGACAUUCUACACCUACGCUAUGCACACCAUUUAUUACUUAUUAAAGGACAAGUGACAACAAAGUAUUACCGCAUGUUAGUAAAAUAUGGAGGCUGGGUGUGGGUGCAAAGCUACGCAACCAUUGUCCACAACAGCCGCUCUUCCAGACCUCACUGUGUGGUCAGUGUGAACUACGUUCUCACACACACUGAGUGCAAGGAACUGCAGUUGUCUGAAGACCAGAUCCAAGUUGCCAAGCUUACUUCACAGUUUGUCUUGAGUCAAGACAACCACAAACAGCUGAGAACUAAAGACCUCAAGCAGAGGGCCAAACUCAGAUCAGCUCCAUACACCCAGAACCUGGGUCGUCAGCAGGUUAGAAGAUUACCUCAGUAG